Messenger RNA from Arachis ipaensis, 3400 nucleotides. Its product is annotated as FRIGIDA-like protein 1. The record is from RefSeq and is a predicted model, not a curated record. NCBI's taxonomy places the organism in Eukaryota, Viridiplantae, Streptophyta, Magnoliopsida, Fabales, Fabaceae.
CAUUUUCUUUUAAAAAGUUAUAUUAAUUAUAAUUUUUUUAUUAAUCUUAUAAAAUUUGUGUGUCUCUAAUAAUAAGCAAGGCAGAAAAGAAGAAGAAGAAAAGAAUGGCGACAUUGAAAACGAUUUCAGCAGCUCUGGAACUCGUUGAUUCAAAGAAACAGAACCUCAAGAAAGCCUUCGAUGAUCUUCUUCAUUCUCACUCUCAACUCCUCUCUUCUUCUUCUUCUUCUCUUCCUUCUCUUUCUCUCCCUCUCUCAUGGCACCAACUCGAUUCCCACUUCACUUCCCUCCACGACUCCCUCUCUCAACGCUUCCUCCACCUUCAAUCUCUCGAAUCUCAACAACAAACCAACAACCCUAACCCUAACCCUAACCCUAAUAAUCCUAAUCCUAACGAACCAUCACCAUCACCAGCUUCCUCUGACCAAAACCCCAAAGUUACACACUUUCCCGCACUACCCAACGAUCCUUCCUCCUCUUCAGAUCCAAUUCGCACCAACGAGAACGUUCCUUCUGGUACGAAGAGCCACGCCGAAGCGCUAUGUGCAUUGUGCAAGAGCAUGAAUGGGAAAGCGUUGAGGGAUUACAUUGGGGAGAAUAUGAGGGACAAGGCUGUGAUCAAGGCUGAGCUUAGGACUGCGUUGAAGAUUGCACCUGAUCCUGCUGAUAUGGUUCUGGCCUCCAUGGAUGGGAUUUAUGGUGGUGAAGUUGCGGCUAGGUAUUCUUUGGAAAUGAAGAAAAUGAAGAGGAGUUGCAAUGUGUUGUUCCAGCAGCUGAGGGCUGUGGGUCCCAAUCUGAGUGACAAAGUGAAGAAGAAGGCGAAGAAGAUUGCUGAUGAUUGGAAAGGAAGCUUGGUGAGUGAGAAUGGUGCUGGUGGUGAUGCAGUGGGUGCAAUGGCUUUCUUGCAUUUUGCGGCUGCUUAUAGUUUGCUUCCUGAGCUGACAUUGAAUGAGCUUGCCACUUUCUCGGCUAUGGCUGCUGCUAAUGAUGAGCUCCCUGAGCUGUACCAGAUCAUUGGUUUGACCGAGAAGGUUCCCGCUCUUGUUCAGAAGCUUAUAGAUAAGGGCAAACAUAUUCUGGCUGUGAAAUAUGUUUUUGAGUUUAACCUUACUGACAAGAUACAACCGGUUCCCAUAUUGGAAGCUUAUCUCAGUGAGUCUCAAAAACUUGCUCAAAGACUUUCUGAGGAAGGGAAGUCAAUGGGCGAGAUCACAGCUAGAGAAAUCCACGCGCUGAAAUCAGUAAUCAAGGUUAUCGAGAAUCAUAACCUUGAUGCUGAAUAUCCGCGUGCAGGCCUUGAACAGCGUAUAGAGCAAUUGAAGAAGCAGAAGCCAAAUGUAAAGCAUUCCACACCAGCUUUUGCUAGAAAGCCUCCCCAGCAUAAGCAGCAACAUAGUGGAAACAAGCGUCCUCGAAUGUCUGCUCCAGCUGGGCCAGCAGCAGUCCUGAAUAAUGUCAACAGUGCUGGUUCAACCAUCCAUCAGUACCAACAACCUCACUUCCAUUCAACAGGUUUGUUGCCAGAAAACUCAAAUCCAUACAUGAGAGCCACGCCUUAUGGCAUGGUGGCGCCAGCCCCAAGCAUCUCACCUUACCAAGGUGCUUCAACUGGGCCUUAUGGUCUUGCUGGUGUCCCGAUGGGUCCCAGUGUGAACCCUGGUCAAAGUGGUUCUCAUCUGAAUUCUUCCGAGCCACAUGUACCAUCUGGUUAUUAUGAUGGUACUGCCUCUGCCUAUGGUGGUUAUGGUCUGCAACAUUAUUACCAACCAUCUUAUCCCCAGUAGACCAAGAGCUUUCUUUUUGGUAUUAUAGUUUCUCGGUGACUUGUUUUGCUGGAAUUUGGUUAUGAUAGCUUUGCUUGCUUUGUUGACCUCCGUGGUCAUCGGACAAGAACUAGAUACAGUAAUUAAGACUUGCAAGGGAAUGUUUAGUUUCACAAUUUUAAUUUCUUAUAACAUUUAACGUCUACAGUUUUCCUUUUAGGUUAAAUUUUGAAUUAUGGUCUUUAGACUUCUCGGUGGUUGCGUUUUUCCACUCCCUAGCUUGCUUUUUCUUUUUUCGGCUAAGAAAUGGUUUGGAAAAUAAAAGCCUCUCAAAUAGAAAGUUUCCUUAGUUGUAGCUUUCCUCGCAAAUCCCUGAAUUAGGGUUUUACUUAGUAUGCUUGGGAUUAUAAUGAUUUUAAGGAAAAUAUUCACUUUGUUUUAACGAUCUUCCUUAUUAAGCUUUUAGAUCAUGCAUUAUUUCAAGCAAAAUUAAAUUAAUUUAAACACAAGCCAAAUACAACUUCAUUCUUAUUCUAUAUUUUGAAAUUUGACCUAACUAAGGGCUUUUGAUAUUUAGGAGUGCUUAUUGUGGUUAUGGUUUUUACUUCACUACGAAAACCACAUGUAUGUAUAGAUUAUGUCUUGCAGUAAUCUGUUGACAACUUAGACAUAUAAUACAUGAUUUAUGUACUCAUUGGUUUUGUGUCACUGGCAGAACCAAUUCAAAUUGAGUAACUUCUAGCUUUUGUAGAUGUAGAAUUAGGAUGUAAAUGAAUUGAUGUUCAAUGUUAUCAAGCUAGUGGCAUUUGGUUGAACUAUGUUGUCUAUGCUUUGGUCUAUAAUAGACUAAUAGUUGAGGCCUUGUUUUUCUAGAUAGCAGCCCAAAUUGUAAUAUGUUUGGGUUACCAUCAAUCACAUAUUUUUGGAUUUAAACCUUGGGCUGCCCUCCUUGAUGCUGUGCUGUCUUGAGUCAGUCUAUAGAGUUGAGGAUAGUCAUAAUAGACAUUAAAAAAUUGGGUAAAUUACACUAACCCGUGAGGUGUAGUAUAAUUAUACUCACUCCCCCUCUAGUUGCUCAAUAUGAAAUAAGAUAACAUUUUGUUUCUAAAUUGUUCAAUAGCCUUUAAGAUAUCACAAAGGUGUCAUUACCAAGCAUGUGUUUUGAGAAUAAUGAAUCUAAUUGAACAAGAGUUGGCUCACUUGGCUAUGGUCCAUCCAUGGCAAAUACAUGGCUUGGUAUUGGAAGCUUCUUGCAGGAUUGCCCUGAAUUCGGACCGAGACCAUGCAUUCUUAUGCUUUUUCAGUAAUAAAAAUAAGUAAUAAAUAAUUAAGCUUUAACCAAAUGAGAUUCUUAAUUCUAAUAUUACGACUAGCUUUAGGGAGUUGUUAUUCUAUUAUGUUUUUCUGCAUACAUUUUUCCUCUUUUCAUGAUAUACUGGCAUCAAGUCUUACCUUUGCAUAGUUAAAAGUUGAAGAAAGAUAAAAAUGUAUGUGAGAAAUUUGAAACUGUUGUACCUAUAUAGUGAUCUAUUACCCUAUGAAAAGAUGUGUCUGUAUUAUUAUUAUGAUGUUGUGUAGAUUAUUCCUCUUACCUUUCUUCAGAACAUUGGUGAAUGCUGAUCCUUUUUAUUUUGUGA